Pestalotiopsis fici W106-1 is the source of this 2235-nucleotide messenger RNA. RefSeq lists its product as uncharacterized. Bases 1 to 2235 code for a protein of 744 amino acids. NCBI's taxonomy places the organism in Eukaryota, Fungi, Ascomycota, Sordariomycetes, Amphisphaeriales, Sporocadaceae. Gene Ontology annotation, molecular function: flavin adenine dinucleotide binding; acetolactate synthase activity; magnesium ion binding. The record is from RefSeq and is a predicted model, not a curated record. Gene Ontology annotation, cellular component: acetolactate synthase complex; mitochondrion. The transcript has 3 exons. Gene Ontology annotation, biological process: L-valine biosynthetic process.
AUGAUGCAUUCGCUCCUUCAAACGGCCGCCGCAACAACCCCACCUUGUGGCACCCCUCUUGCUCUACUCCGAGCUGCCGGCCCAGCUCUUGGAAGGCAUGCUCUAGCUACAAGAUCAACUGCCGCUUCAUUGUCUGCACGCAGUCCAUCUUUGCUAGGCAUUUAUUCCUCGACGACGGUCCGUUGUUAUUCUGGCGGGAGGUACAAGGUUCGGCCCAGCCAAGCACAAGCUUUUCCGGCAAAGCUUUCAGAGACGUCAGCUUAUCCUCCACCCUCUGGAUGCCGCACUCCUGAACAACACUUGCAUAGCUGGCACCGUCCCGUGUUUUGCGGAACCUCUCAUCGACCUCUAAAUAUUUCGACUGUUCUGGCGCCAACAGCGCUGAAGAAAAUCAGCACAACCGAAUCCGCCUCGACCUCGGCCAGCACAACACAGCAUCAACAACAUCGCGUCUAUUCUACGAGCAAGGUUGCAGACAUGUAUACAGCUUCGUUUGCCUUUUUCGAGGCGAUAUGGGAGGCCGGCGUGACCCAUUGCUUUGUCAAUCUGGGCUCUGAUCACCCAAGUAUCAUUGAAGCCAUGGUCAAGGGCCAACGCGAAAAGAAGGGCCAAUUUCCGAGAAUCAUCACGUGCCCUAACGAGAUGGUUGCAAUGUCCAUGGCAGACGGCUAUGCACGCCUCACCGGAAAGCCGCAGGUUGUCAUUGUACAUGUGGAUGUUGGCACCCAAGGUCUCGGCGCCGCCGUUCACAACGCAAGCACUGGGCGCGCUCCGAUAUUAGUCUUUGCUGGUCUCAGUCCUUUUACUCUCGAGGGAGAGAUGCGUGGUUCUCGAACUGAGUACAUUCACUGGAUCCAAGAUGUCCCCGACCAGAAGCAAAUCAUCAGUCAGUACUGUCGUUAUGCGGCCGAGAUCAAGACGGGCCGAAACAUCAAGCAAAUGGUCAACCGCGCUCUUCAGUUUGCUACCAGUGACCCCCAAGGUCCCGUACACCUGGUUGGUGCCCGAGAAGUGAUGGAGGAAGAGAUCGAACCGUAUCACCUGGAACAGGACGUCUGGGACCGCGUUGAGCUUGGCGGACUCCCAAAGACUGCCGUUAGCCAAAUCUCUGAGGCAUUAGCCGGAGCCAAGAAGCCUUUGGUUAUCACUGGCUAUGGUGGACGUAACCACAAGAUCCCCGGCGCCUUGGUCGAUCUAGCCAACUCGGUCAAGGGACUGCGAGUCCUGGAUACCGGUGGCAGCGACAUGUGCUUCCCGGCUUCUCAUCCUGCGUGGUUGGGCCUUCGCUUCGGUGUCGAGGCGGAGAUCAAGGAAGCCGAUGUGAUACUCGUCGUAGAUUGUGACGUUCCAUGGAUCCCCACACAGUGCAAGCCGGCUGAUACGGCCAAGGUUUUCCACAUUGACGUCGACCCGCUCAAACAGAUGAUGCCUCUACAUUACAUUCCAGCUCAGCACCGCUACCAAGCCGACGUCCUGACUUCUCUGGAGCAAAUCACAGAACACAUCCAGACGGAAGUCGGUAGCAAGAUCGAUGCAGCUACAGCCGAAAAGGCCUGGGAGGGCCUGGUUACCUCGCACAAGAAGCGUCUCGACGACAUUGCAGCCAAGGCUGGCCCCCAAUCCGAUGACACUUUUGGCACAGGCUAUUUGUGCCGUCAGCUGAGAGAACAGUGCCCCGAUGACACAAUCUGGGCCAUUGAAGCCGUCACCAAUACGGCAUUUGUGCAUGACAAUCUACAACCAGAGCUGCCCGGGUCAUGGAUCAACUGCGGCGGAGGUGGCCUUGGCUGGUCUGGCGGUGGUGCUCUAGGAAUCAAGCUCGCGACAGAUGCCGAGAAUGGUGGACCCGGUAAGGGCAAGUUUGUCGUUCAAAUUGUGGGCGAUGGUACUUUCUUAUUCAGUGUACCCGGAAGUGUCUACUGGAUUUCGAAGAGGUACAACAUUCCAGUCUUGACGAUUGUUCUGAACAAUAAAGGAUGGAAUGCCCCAAGAAAGUCUCUCCUUCUCGUACACCCUGAUGGCGCUGGCUCCAAGGCUACCAACGAAGAGAUUAACAUUUCGUUUGACCCCGUUCCUGACUAUUCGGGCAUUGCAAAGGCUGCCGCCGGAGGUGACCUGUUUGCCGCCAAAGUUGACAAGGCAUCGGAGCUCGAGGGAGUUUUGAAAACGGCCAUUGAGACAGUCAAAGGAGGGCAAAGCGCUGUCCUUGAUAUCAAGGUAAAUUUUGGCAGCUGA